Molecule: messenger RNA, 1155 nt
Organism: Fusarium redolens
Lineage: Eukaryota; Fungi; Ascomycota; Sordariomycetes; Hypocreales; Nectriaceae
Exons: 1
Coding region: 1-1155 (384 amino acids)
Source: RefSeq, a predicted model, not a curated record
AUGGCCGAUACACUUGUCCAACAAGCCCCUGGAGCUGAGCCAGUUCAAGCCUCACAAGAGCCUCAAAACACAUCUUCAAGCAAUGCCAAGUCGGACGUCAGUCCCCAAGCUUAUGAUGCUUAUGCUCCACCCACUGGAAUAGGCUUCACGGCCACUUCUGCACUUCCACCGCGAAUGCAGACUGAGGCAGGCUUCUACAAGUCCUUUAUCGUUGAAGUUGUCAUGAAUGGAGUUUAUGACAAAGCUUCAAACUCAAACGGCAUCAAGAAGCCGAACUGGCCUCGGGGCAACUUUGAAUUCCUGCAUUCACCCGCCAGGCAGGUUCUGGGAACCUUCGCCAGUACUUCAGUAUUUUACAAUGAUACUGAAGAUACCAGUGGCGAGGUAGCAAUUGACUCCCCAAGCCCCUUUGUCCACAAUGACGGGCAAAGCACUUAUAGGUGGUACACGGAAACAGACCAAAACGUAUAUCUGGCGUUCAACAUCAAGUCCCAUAAAUAUAUCUUUAUCGAUCCGACACUCCCUAUCAGAGCACUCUACUUCCCUCAGAUCUUCCAGGAUCCCAACUAUCCUGGAUUCAGCAGACUUGGGACCGUACAGUUUCACAAGUUUUCUGAACAAGGCUUGACUCUCAAGAACUACUGGGAUAAUGACCCCAUUCACUGCGACAUUACAAACAGCCGCGGUCUUGGGUACUCUGGAGCUGCUCUUUGCUUGAACGUCCAAGCACUCAUGGCAUCACUGUGCAUUCCAGACGACAGAGUCGCCCGCCGUGCCGAUGGUACGCAUAUCUGCUUUGACUCUAUUUGGUUACUUCGAGAAGGAGCCUCGCUCAACGCGGAAGACCACUCCCUGUGCCAGUGGGAUUCGGGAGACUUUCACAGAAAGGGUAACGAUUGGACGUCGAUAAAUGAAGGAAUUCGCUUCGUCUAUGCGCCCCUCGACAAAUCUGCAUGGUCAGGUAUUGUCAAGCAGAUCGUCGGAGCAGGACUGGGUCUCAUCCCCAUCAUGGGUCCUCUUCUGGCACUUAACUGGGACAUCAUGUACUCAUACUUGGAGGACCCGGCAGGGUUUGCCGACUAUGCCAACAUCGGGAAAGAUUGGUUAGCUAUUUUGAAGCUACAGGCAGCUGAGCUCAAAAAAUCAAUCAAGUAG